AUGGAGGUCUCAUCAUCAUCCUUGCCCAGUGGUCCAGAAGCCAGCCAUGGCAGCAGCAGGAGGAAUCAAAUGCUACAUGUGGCUGGAAGCUUUCUGCAUUCUGACCACGAGAUCAAAGCCGCAUCAGCGAUCGCCAAGCUUAAGGAGUUCAUGAAUAGCGCGUACUUAGCGAACUUCAUGGCGGUCGUUGUCCUGGUGGAUGCAUAUUGCACCUGCAGGGACAUUGAUGCGACAGCUGCACAGGAACAAGCGCCGGAGAUUCUCAACAUCAUCUCGGAUUUGUGCUUGGCGAUCUACUCGUUGGAGGUGCUCGGAUGGCUUGGGCUCUUUGGAAUUGGGAUCUUGAGGGAUUUUAUGAUUCUGCUGGAUCUCUUCAUUGUCAUGUGCGGUUGGGUUGAGAAGAUCGUUGACUCAAUUGAGGGUCAUGGCCUGGGCUUCAACAUUGCAAUGCUACGAGCCUUGCGGCUAGUGCGGAUCUUCCGACUCAUGCGCUUGUUGAAGCGCGUCCGACCGUUGAGGGAGUUGCACAAGCUGGUCAUGAUGAUGGCCACAUGCUUCCGGACCUUAAUCUGGUCCUUUUUGCUUUGCUUCGUCGUGAUGACCGUCUGGGCGAUGCUUUUGGUGGAAGUGGUUCACCCCGCGUUGCAGGAGAUGAACGAGAGUGCCAAGUUCGUUUGCAACAAACAAUGUCUUGCAGCAGUGUCAUCGGUUAUGCAUGCAAACCUCCUGCUGUUUAAGACGGUGAUUGCUGGAGACGGAUGGGGCGAAAUUGCCGUUCCAGUCAUCCAUGAGCACCCAGGCACUGCCUUUAUUUUUGUGGGUUCUUUGCUGACGCUCGUAUUUGGAGUGCUGAACUUGAUCGUUGCUGUCGUGGUUGACACAUUUGCGGAUGCUCGAUUAAAUGACGUGCAAAAUUUGGCAGAAGAAAUGGAAGAUGAAAUUGAACAUGACCGAAAGGCCUUGGCCAAACUUUUUGCCAAAAUCGACAAAGAUGGUAGUGGUCAGCUCACUUUGUCGGAGAUGAUCGAAGGGGCUCGCCACGACCCAACGUUUCAAUCCCGCUUACGUGUCAUGGACAUAGAUGAACACGAUCUGGAACAGCUCUUUCAGAUGAUCGACCAUGACCAAUCCGGCACCAUCGAAGUGGCCGAAUUCAUCGGCCCAUUGAGCAGAUGGGCUCACGAUUCGAAGACGGCACCGCGCUUCAUCAAGUACAACAUGAUCCAAACCAUGCAUUUACAAGAGGAUUUGUACGAACUCUCCUCCGAGUGCUUCAACCAGUUGGCCGCGCGCAUCGAUGAUUUGGCACUGCAAAUGCAAGAGCUCAAGGCUCCGUGGAGCACAGAGACUCGAAGGUCCUUGCGUCGCUCCGUGAAGGGUGAAGAGACCGAGAAGGCUAGGCCAACGGAAGGUCUCGAGGAGGUCUUCUCCGACUUGGGAGCCGACUCCGGAUCGGAGGUGGAUGACCAAGUGCACCCGCCCGCCAAGCAUGGCUUGGACCAACCCUUGCCUUCCAAAUCGGACAUCCACUUCUUGUCGCCCAAGUCGGCCGAACGCGAAGCGCGGGAGACGUCGAGCUUGGUGGAGUUCAUGUUGGAAACUGCUGUUUUCAAGCUGGAGACCAAGUUAGAUGCGCUUUUGGACCAUUGCCGCCUCCGAGCUAAGCCUUUGUCAGUGUCCCCCGAACACUCCAGCGCGGACAAGAACAGUGAAGACUGGCCGGGCACCGUCGACCGGAAGCCCAAGCGACGAGCGCGCGGUUUGCAUCCAGAAGCCUUCAGGCAUAUGUACAUGGAGCGGAAUGGCAAACGCCACGCCACGGAUGAAGUGUCCGCCUCACGAUCAAUAUCGGAAAAGAGGCUUUCAACCAGGAGCGGCGUGCCGUUGCCGACGCGCAGACGAAGUUUGUCAUCUGAGGGCCUUCCGACGAACCCUUUGGUUUCACCGGAUCUUUGCCCGUAUCCCAUGGAACAAUAA
Durusdinium trenchii is the source of this 1977-nucleotide messenger RNA. NCBI's taxonomy places the organism in Eukaryota, Dinophyceae, Suessiales, Symbiodiniaceae. The record is from the annotation of a GenBank genome assembly.